AUGUUUUACGUAGUAUAUUUAAUAAAUCCACGAUUAAAUGUGAUUGUGCCACAAAAAUGGAUCUUAAACCACGAAAAACAACUCGAAAAAGAUAUGUUUUUUGGUGUGAAUUCGAAUCAAGUUGUCCUGUGCUACUAUUCAUCUGAUGCGUAUAACCAUCAGGGUGAACCAGAUACAGAAAUUUUACCAAAUUUCAAUUUGCCAAUCGAUUGUGAAUUCCCUAAUGAAGGGUGUUACAAAGCCAAAAUUAAAGUUUUUAAAAUGAACUUUGAUGAUGCAUUGGCUUAUGCGCAACGUCAACGUCAAAGAAAUCCACCAGUUUAUAACGUUGAUCGCUUGUUUGAGUUACCGAUUCCAGCUCUGACACCAGAUCAAAAUAAUGCCGUUGAUCCACUAAACGUAGAUGACAACGUCGAUCUUAAUGGUACUGGAGAUGGUCCACCAAUUGAACAUGCUAGUGAAGAAGCAAAUAAUUUGAACGGUGGAAACGAAAACAUUGUUGAUUUACAGCCAUGUAACAACGAUGAAGAAUCAAACACGAAUGAUAACAUGGUUACUGGUACAAUCAACACUGACGGACUCAAUCAACAAUCUAUUAGUGAAUCUAUGGUUGAAAAUCAUACUGAAAACUUUGAAAAUGUCACAAGAGCUAAUAAUGGAACCGAUCAACGAAAUGUUGAAUCGAUGGCUGAAGAGCACACCGAAAACAUUGAAAAUGCCACAGGAGCUAAUGACGAAACAAAUGAACUAUCCGGUGGUGAAUUGAUGACUGAAGAACACAUCGAAAACUUUGAAAAUGCCACAGGAGCUAAUGAUGAAACAAAUGAACAACCCGAUGGUGAAUUCAUGACUGAAGAACACAAUGAAAAUAUCACACUAGGUAAUGAUGAAAUUGAUCAACAAUCUGGUGGUUCAUCUCAGUUUGAUAAUAAUAUCGAAAACUUAGCCGACGCUACAAUGUCCAAUGGAAACAAUCAGCAAUCUGAUUUAUUAUUUGGUUCAAUUAAAGGCAUGGGUGUUCCGUACAUCGCACGACAUACCCAGAAUAAUGACGCAAUAAAUGAACUAUUGGAAAAUACGGUUGAAAACAGAAUCGAUGACGAUGUAUCUAUCAUGAUUGGAGCAGCAGGUGUACCAAAACCAAUGUUUAUGACUUCAGAUGAGCUCGUCAAAAGAGAAAAUGACAUAUUGUCCGGCAAUAAGCCAUACAAUGAAAUCGAUGGUGGUGAUCGUAUUUACUUGGUUGGUGGAAUUCGGAUUUCAAUUCCACUGCGUGUGAUUAAUGCCUUCAAGUCUUGGGUCGAUAGUCCAGAUGCCGAUAAUUUGCAUUUCGAUGAAAUCUUCGUUCAUACGCUACUGUUGACAAUGGUCACAGCAGCUGAUUUGGUUGCAUCGGAAAUAAGUGAUCCGGUUUUGUCAUUCAUUUUUGAUUUGCUUGCUAUUCGAGUAAAGGACGAUGAAAGCCGUUUGGAAAAAUUCAACGCACACGUGAACCGAUUGGUCGAGAAAAAACGCCGAGAACAGUUGCAAAGAAAGUGA
Messenger RNA from Contarinia nasturtii (swede midge), 1539 nucleotides. RefSeq lists its product as uncharacterized. The transcript has 4 exons. Lineage: Eukaryota; Metazoa; Arthropoda; Insecta; Diptera; Cecidomyiidae. The coding region runs from base 1 to 1539 and encodes 512 amino acids. The record is from RefSeq and is a predicted model, not a curated record.